This is a messenger RNA of Poecilia reticulata (guppy), 7216 nucleotides long. The record is from RefSeq and is a predicted model, not a curated record. Lineage: Eukaryota; Metazoa; Chordata; Actinopteri; Cyprinodontiformes; Poeciliidae.
AACUCGGUGUUAUGCUCUUGUUGCCAGGUGUGUGUGAGCUGGUGUCUGUACAGGUCUUGUCCUUUAUGGCCAACCAGUGCUGUGUACUGGUAAACAGUGACUGGAUUCUGCAGUUGCAGUGGGAACAGGCAUCACAAGAACCAAAGACGAUCUCCUGCUGCAGAAUCCAGCUAACGACCAGUGACAGACAUACUGCUGUUCACCACUGUGUCUUUGCAGAGACCUUAUUUGUCCUCAGCUCCAGUGGACUCAUAUAUGUGUAUGCCAUUACUGAUGGCUCUCUGCUGGCCAGCAUCGACAUUCCUUCCUACCUGAGCUCUGGUUGGCCGGAUGGCGGCCUGACUUCCUCUUCACUCUCUUCCUCCUCCUCCUUCUGUCUUUUCCAGGUGUCAGCAGAUCUCUGCACAGCUGUAGCUGUAACUCAGUCUCAUGCAGCAGUCACCGUUAACCUUAACCACUACUUCAGAGAACACCCAGAACACCUCCACUGUGUUGGCCCCCAGUCCUCUUUCUCACUUCAGCCCAAGAAUCCAAGAGACCAGGACGCCUUGUCCAGCUCCAGUUUUGCUGCUGUUGGUUCUCCAUUCAGUGAUAACCGUGCCUGGGACACUUGUCUAGCAUCCAUGUAUGCCAGAGCGCAGCAAGCUGCUUAUCCCUCAUCCCCCUUUAAGUCAGCAGGGGUUCCAUGGUUCCACUCGCUCCCCCACCUGCCGUCCCACGCAGCUGCCAUGUCCUCCCACAGCAGAGUGCCUCCCAGCGGGGCGACCGUCACCUUCUCUGUCCCUGACUCAUCCAUUCCAUCUCUUCUUGCUGUUUCUGAGUUCUCUGCACUUUUGACCUUUGUUGCUCCUGGCAACACACACACAACAGUGGCAUUAUGGGACAUGGAGUCUGGGAGAAUGAGCUACCACCAGGUAGAAGGAACGGCUGUGCCAGUGCAGCACAGUGGAGAGAGGCAACACAGACUGCUGCUGAAGAGGUCAGGUGUGUUCCAGGUCGUGUUUUCCAUGUCCCAGCAGGAUUUAUUAAGCAGGUUGAUGUUGUUUGGUAGUGCAGCAACAGUGGACACAGUCUGUCACCUUAACAGCUGGGGCCACUGCUCCAUUCCCUUCCAUGCACUGCAGGCUGGACUGAAAAACCGACAGCUUGACACAGUGGAUUUAUACCUGAAAAGUAAAGAAAAUGUCCUGAACCCAUCAGCAACAGCUGGUUUUUCUGAGCAGUUAGAAGACUCCAAACCGAGUCUCAAGGACAGUGUCCAGGAGUUGUUGCCUGCGUUGGAUUUGUUGUGUUCAGCUGUCAGAGAGCUAAACAGUGAAGCUCAGAGCCGACAGUUCUCUGAGCAGUUGCUCAACCUCACCAUGAGCUUCAUUAACACACAGAUCCGCUCUGUUCUCCUCUGGUCGCACUAUGAGCAGUCAGAUGUGCAGAACAAUGUUGAAGUCCUGGGCAAGUAUGUCACAGAGUUAAGGCGUUAUAUGAAGAGAUUCCCCUGGGCUUCAGGGGACUCCACAUCUGAUGCUAAUGCUCCUCUCCAGGGAGCAAAGAGUGAUGAAUGGGAGCAACUUUUAACUGAGGAAGUUAUCCAUCAGUCCAUCCUGACCAAUCAGAUCCCCAGAGCUCAAGCCGUGAUGUGGAGACGGAGCCAGCCUGAAAAGCAGCUGGCAGCUCUGAGGAUGGUGGUCUUACGCCAAGUUUUGUUCUGCCUGCAAUGCAGGGACCUAAAGUCUGCUAAAAAAUUCCUGACCAACAUGGGUCUCAGUGUUAAGAAAGAGCUUCACAGCAUCUGCCUUUAUACCAACAACAAAGAUCUCCGGGAACUGUUGGUAGAGGAUCUGUCAAAGCACAGUUCUCUGACUGAAGAAGAGCUGGAGGGUGUCUCAUUCAUCUGUGAGAUAGAGAAGCUUGGCCUGCUGCCUCCAGUCUCCUGCCCAGCUAAUCCCCUUUCACAACGGUUACCUCAGAUGGUUCAUAAGGAGCUAGAUGGUGAAGAGGUGGUGAAGGASUUGGUGGGACAGAGUUCAAAGGAGGAGGGAGAACUCUGGAGGAACCUCCGACUGGACUGGGUGAAGGCCUGGGAUCAGAGCUGCCAGACGACUGUUCGCUUAUCCAGGAUGCAGCACAUAGAGCUGAGCUGCUGUGACCCUGCAUUGUUGUGGCAUUACCUGACUGCUUUUCACCACCAUCAGAAGGUGGUUGACUGGAUUCACAAUCAAAGGACCUUCGGCUCCCCCUGUUGGCCUGACAUAACUCCUGAGAUGGUUAACAAUGACACAGUGUGCAGCAUCUUCUUCAAGGAGAACAUCUUGGACCUUCUAGCUAGGAAAGGUGUGUUUAUCCCAUAUGAGAUGUCAGACUUGGAGCAGCUGCUAUGGCGACUAGCUCAGGGUGCUGGGUUGAUGACAUCAUCCCCCCCUGUAUCUCAGUAUUGCUCCCCUGUUGGCCUUAACCUACACAUUGUCUUCAUUGCAUUGUGCCUGAAACAUAAUCUUCAGUACCUGCUUUAUACCUACCUGGAGCACUACAGACUGACGCCGAGAAACUGCCCCCUCCUUACCGAACAGAACCUGCUGGGGAGUCAUCCAUGGUUUGAGAUGAUGGUAAAGACCCAGGAGAUAACCAGAGACCUGUCAGAACCAGAACCCGUGUUCCAGGCGAGUCUGACCAGCGCUCAGGUGCUGCUACCUGGCAGCCAGGCCUCUCUGAGCAGCUUACUGUUUGAGGGACACAGUCUGCUGGCACUGGCUUCCAUCAUGUUUGCUAAUGGUGGAAUUGAUAAGGUUGUGGCUCAGGGACAGAGUUCAACAUGUUUGGAGGGGACUGUUGACCCCCAGCUCCUGAAGAUGGCAUUGGCCCCUCAUUACAAGCUGAGAGCCGCCCUCUUCCCAUCUGGGAAUGGCUCAUUCUCUGACAUCUCCAUUUAUCACCUUCUCCAGUCGCUUCACCCUCUUGACCCAUCCAGGCUAUUUAGUUGGCAGACUGCAAACCCUCUGAACUGCACCGAAACAGCCGAACUGCCUCAUUUUUCUAGCUCUCAUCUGGUUGGCAAGUUUGCAAUAGUAGAAAACCUGGACUUUCUUUACUACAUUCAUCAUGGUCGACCAUCUUUUGCAUAUGGAAACUUUCUUAUCCAGCAGCUGGGGGUCUGCAGUGACGUGCAGUUGCUACUCCAGAAGGUCUGGCUGCAGGUGUACAGAUUGGCUCUGAAGUGUUUCAAUAAGCCGUCUGUGACAUCGUCUGCUGUAUGUUUCUGUGAGCUGCUGGGAAUCUGCAGCCAGAAGCUGAGAGUCGACAUCAGAGCCUUGAACACCAUUCUUCAGCACUGGAACCAACUCGACAGGCUCACACCAACGCAGAAUCUGCGAACAUUAAUGUCUAAAGCAGUAAAGCUGGUGAAUGGAGAGCUGGAAGCUGCAGCAGAGCUUCUUUAUUACCUGGAGGCUGCAGUGGCAGAYAGUCUGGAGCAGAGGGGGAUCAGCAGGUCAUCGUUCGAGGCGGCUCAGGAGUGGGCCUUACCUGUUCAGUUCUGUCAGCUCCACAGUCUGGAGCUCAGUCUGAUUUAUCCCAGCUACUGUGCUGAGGACAGACAAUUUGUACACUUUUUAUUGUUUGUCCAACUGCACAGUUUCCCACCCCAGCAGGUGAGGUCCCUGGUAGGUCUCUUUGACCCCGUCUUGCAGGCUCACCUAAACCUCGCAUUUCAAGACCUGCAGGUUCACAAUCAGACAAGCCGAGACCCUCAGGAACAGUUGGGCUUUCUGAGAACAGACAUGGCCUCUGGGGUCUCUGAACACGGUGGGGAGCUGUUCCAGGUGCUGCUGCAGAGCCAGGAGAAGCAAGUGUCAUGGAGGUUUCUCCUACAUGAAGCAAUAGUUCAACACUGCCCGAUGCUGGCAGUACUUGCUGCCUGUCUGCAGGGAACAGAUCUGCUGUCAUGUCUGUGUGUGUGGAUGCUGACCUCUGUUGUUGACACAACAACAGAAGAGGCCACUUCACACCUCACCGAAGCCCCCCAGGAUCAUGAAUGGACCCUCCAUGACCUUUCAGUCAUCUGGAAGACGCUGCUGAGGCAGGGUCACAUCUGGGUCCUCCUGCAAGGCUUUGAGCUUUUUCAGCAGGAUUGUCCCCUGGUGUUGGUGCUGAGAAUGUUCGAGUUGUGUUGCGAUUAUAGAAAAUUCACUGAGGCCAAGACAAAGUUGUUGGACUUUCAGAGGACACUUAUUGCUCUCAGAAACUGUGGUCCAGAGGCUGCAGGCAGCCUUUCUCUGCAGUGGGUGGAGAGCCAAGCCUCAGUGCUGCUCCUCACCAUGCUGCUGCGCUGCUCCUCCCAGUACGACCUUCACCAGCUGCUGCAGCUCCUGGCUGACGUUGACAAACUUCUCAAAUCCAAUGGUCCAGACUUCAGGAAGUUGAGCCAGCUGAGUCAGUUACUACAAGGAUCAGGUGUGACUCUGUCCCAGAGCCUGCUGCAGUGCAUUUCCCCCUCUGUCCAGCAGGAGGAGUUUCAGCUGAUAGUGGAUGYUUUGCAAACUGGAGGACACUACAACCAGGCCAGACAGGUGGCAGUACUGGCUGGUCUGCCUGUCCACCGCCUCCUCAUGAGCCAGCUGCUUCAGGAAGUAAACUUCCACAAGAGCAAGUGGCGGUGGAGACAUUUGGAGACCCGAGUGGCCUUCUGGAAGAAGUGCCACAGGCAACUGAAAGCUGACAGCACUGACCCAGAGUCAGCCGCGCAGUUCUUUUUAUCUCAGUCUGAGGCCGCCGCCGACCCUGAUGGUGACCAGGCUCAGACAAAUGUUCUGGACAUCCAGGAGUGCUGCUUGCUGCUCCAGCUCACAGCUCACUGGCUUUCUUUGCUAACCCCUGUUCCUGUGGAUGAGCUACAGAGACUGGAGAAAAAGCUGUGGCUCUGUCAGGUCCAGAAGCAUGUUCUCACAACUACAAUAGAGGAAAAGAGCAUGUUUAACCUGCUGCCACCAGCAAUCACACCUGAAACCAACGAAUAUGAGAUGUUCAUGAAGGAGUUUUCGUUCUCUAACAUCGCAGAUCUGAAUAUGGAGAAGUACCUGAAUCUGGAGGGAUUCCCAGAAAAGCCUGAGGAGUUGGAUACAGAAUCAGAUUUAAGUUCUGAAGAGAGAAGAGUUUUGGCAAUACUUAUUGACCAGUUACUAGAUAAGGGUAGUAUACAUGAAGCCAGUCGUGUUUGCCGCUAUUUCAAUAUGCACAAUCCAGAUGUAUGGUUGGUCCUGUGCUGCCAUGCUCUGGCAUGUGGAUUCUUKGUACCAGAACCACAAGGGCAGACCUCAGAACCCACAGAAACAAAGGCUCUAACCCAGUCCCCCUCACUCAGCAGUCUGUCCUCAUUUGUGAUGGUGCCUCUCCAUGAAGAUGCAGUCACUGUUCAGAUCCAGAAACUGGUGGAUCAGUGUCACCAUGGGAGCAGCUACUGCAAGCAAGUCCUCAGUCUCUACCAGCUCUCCAAGGAACUGCAGUGCCUCUUCAGUCAUAUCAGCAGAGAAGAGCCUCAUUCUGUGUUAGAGAAGCUGCUGCUGUUGAUGCAACCAGAUCGAUUCAGGAUGGCCAAGACCUUCAUCAAAACUCAGGGUCUUAGUGCUGACAGUGUGGCUGAGCUGGUCUCCAACGCAGUGGUUCAAGGCUUGUUAGCAACAACCCAGGAGCUGCAGUCUGGUGAGAGCAGAGCCGUACAUCAAAUAUUAUUUGUCCCUUUGCCAUUUUCUCAGUUUAUUCUGUGCAUGUUUCAACCAGGAGAAAGGCUGAUUUUCAGACCAUCAGAGGGGCAGGAGUCACUGAUACAACUGAUCAGACUGUGUGAAGAUCCAAACAUAGUGGGCCUCAAACUGCUGGAAAACCUUAACUCUGUUCCACUGAGGGACCUGAACUGUAUUGUGGAGCUGCUGAUUGUGGCUCACAGCUGUUUCAGUCUCACUUGUAACAUGGAGGGAAUUGUUCGAGUUCUCCAAGCUGCUCGUCAUCUCAGCCACACCUACCUGGCUCCAGGAGAGCACUACAGCUUGCUGGUGCGUCUCCUGACGGGUAUUGGCAGGUACAAUGAGAUGACGUACAUCUUCGAUUUGCUUCAUCAGAACCAUUGUUUUGAGAUGCUACUGAGAAAGAAGGUGGACAAAGACAUAGGACAGAGCUCAAGUUUGAAGACUUCUCUGCUGGAUUACAUCAAACGCUGCCUCCCUGCUGACAGUGAGAAGCACAACAUGGUGGCGCUGUGUUUCAGCAUGAGAAGGGAAAUUGGAGAAAACCAUGAAAUAGCUGCCAGGACACAGCUGAAGAUGAUUGAAUCUCAGGACUGGGUUGUGACUCCUGAUCUUAAGAACUCAUUGGUCAAGGUGUUGGGUCUGCUAAAGGAUGCUGCAGAAAGUUUCUCCAAGGACUCCUGUGUACAUCAGGCUGGUCGUUGUGUACGUGCAGCCAAACUGAUCACUCUUCAGCUCCACUUGUUGAACCAGGGAUCCAACCUACGCAUCAUAAACCUAAAGCCUGCAGAGAUGCACAGUGCCAUCAUGGCUCUGCCACAGUGCUACCAGGUGUUUGUUGUCGCAGAAGCGUAUAGCUACAGUCCAGACUGGGCUGAGAUUUUGUAUCAGAAAGUGGCUCUGAAGGGACACUUUGCUUACCUUGAGGAGCUGAAAUGCCACCGUCCUCUCACCUCUGCCCUAUUUGAAGACAUUUUCAGAAAGCUGGACGGCAUCCCCAGUAGCGUCUGUUCCAAUGUGAAGCGUCUGCUCAACCACUGUGAUGAUGUGUACACCCGUUACAGACUGGCCUACCAGCAGAAUCUCUAUGAUGUCACCAAAACACUGCUGCAAGACAACAAGACCUCCAGCUACAUGAAUGACAGACUUGCCAGUAAAGCAUUUAUCUGACUGAGCAGUGUCAUGUCCGUUAGGACAGUCCAGUCUACAGUCAGUGGUCUGUAAAUAUAAAUACCCAMUAAAAUGAUUUUGGUGUACAGCAAUUGUGUACAAAAUAUAGUUUUAUGAAAACCAUUAAAAUUACUGAAUUUUUUAAGCCAAGUGAUAUAUUAACAUUAAACAAUGGAUCAUUUGUCAGGAUUUCAGUUUCUGUCUUUGUUACUAUGAUCAGCAGCAAAUUCUGUUAAGUUUGCGAAAAUGAUCGCAAAAUGACUAUAGUUUUUACGAUUACUCACUGAGUUGUGGCACCUAAUAAACAAAAUACAGUA